GCCCCGCAGCGGCCGUCUGCUAGCGAUUAUUGACAGCUGAAACUGUCAACAUCGUGAAUUCAUUCCGCAUAAACACAAGCCACGGUCGCCUGGCUACCAUUCACGAUCACGCCGAAACGCGAAUAGCACGUGGCGGUCUAUUUAUAACACGAUAGCAGUUUCCAAAAUAUAACAAAACGCAGGCAGUGAUCGCGCCCACAUGGACUGUAUUGCCCGCGUAGAACUUCCAUAAAUGUUUAUUUCAAAAAAUUGUGUGAAUACAAACAAUGGUCUUCGGCCGCAAGUGGAGGGAAUAUGCGACAGCACUGAGUGCGACCUUGAUCACGGCGGCGGCGGGAACUACAGUGGGAUGGACAUCACCUACACUCCCGAAACUACAGGACAAAGACUCUCUUAUUCCAACAACGCCGGAUCAGAGUUCAUGGAUUGCCUCUCUAAUGAUAUUAAGUUCAGCAUUAAGCCCCAUCCCGGCAUCGUACCUCGCAGACAGAAUUGGCACGAAAAAGACGUUGCUUCUCGCCGCAAUUCCUUACAUCCUGGGCUGGAUCCUGGUGAUGCUCGCGACCAACGUCCCUACAAUAUACGCAGCUCGGCUCAUAUCGGGUUUAGGUUACGGCAUCGCGUACACAACAGCUCCUAUGUACCUCGGUGAAAUUGCAUCGAAUGAAGUGCGAGGGGCUAUGGCUACCCUCAUCACAGUAAUGUCUAAGUUUGGGAUCCUGUCACAAUACUGCAUAGGUCCCUACGUAUCUAUGCUAGGACUGGCGAGUUUCAACAUCGCCAUACCAAUACUGUUCGUCGUAACUUUUAGUGCUAUGCCGGAGUCGCCUUACUAUUACCUCAAAUCCGGACAAUCACAUUUAGCUGAAAGAUCUCUGAAAAAGCUUCGAGGCCGUGAUUACAUGAUGGAAGAAUUAGACAGUAUGACUCACCUUGUCAAUGAGAAUAUGAAGGAAAAGAGUCGUUGGAAGGAUCUUGUCACAGUAGGUGGUAAUAAAAGAGGACUGAUAAUUUUGCUAGGAAUAUAUUUCACCCAGCAAUUUUGUGGCAGUACCGCGAUAAUAUCAUACGCGGAACAAAUAUUUGGAGCUGCAGAAGGCGGUUUAGGCGCUCGGGAAUCGUGUAUAGUGGUUGGUUCGGUCCAAUUACUAACUUCCGCAAUUUCAUCACAAUUAGUUGAUAGAUUAGGAAGAAAACCUUUACUUUUAGUUUCAUCGUGCGGCGUUGGAUUAGCUAAUGUUAUUAUAGGAGCAUACUUUUUCAUGAAAUAUGCAAACAGCGAAUACAUUGUUAACUUAAAAUUCAUUCCUGUUGUUGUUAUACCAAUAUUCAUAUUUUCCUACACUAUAGGCCUAGCGACAGUUCCGUUUGCCAUAACAUCAGAAAUAUUUCCGACUCACAUAAAAUCAAAGGCCACUUGUAUAAUUCAAAUAUGUGUUGCCUUAAUGACAUUCGCCGUUACUAAGUUAUAUCAAGUGAUCGCGGAUAACUUAGGUACAUAUGUCGCAUUCUGGAGUUUCGCCUUGCUGUCGGUCGGUGGCGUUAUAUUUAUAUUAAUGCUACUUCCUGAAACUAAAGGUCAAUCGUUCGCUGCCAUUCAAGAGAGGUUAUACUGUAGCGAUAAAGUAGUGUAUGAAAAGAGGGACGGUGGUGUGGCAAGGGUACGGAUAAAUUUAUGAAACUCACAAUUCGAAGGUGCUAUACCUGUACUUAAUAUUUCCGUCCUUUUUAUAAAUAAAGCAUUCCGCAGAUAUUUACACAUAUAAUGCUACCUUGUAUCAUACCGUAUAGACCUUGACUACCUUAUUUAAAAUUUAUCUCAAAUAGGAUAUUGUGAUAACCUACUCGAUAAUAAUCUUGUCCUCGAACUAGAUAGUUAUAGGUAAAUGAUAAUUCCUUAAAUUUGUUCCAAAACAUCUCAGUAUAUCAAUAUUUAUACAGAAACUGGUCCUUUUUAAGUAUUUCUUUGGAUUACUUGGAGUAAUGUUUUGGGUGUAAGAAAUAAUUUUGUGAUAACACUUAAAUUGUAUAUGCCUGAUACUGUAAUUAUUAAACAUCCCAAUAUUAUUAUUAUUAAUAAACUAAAAGGGUCCAAGAUAUUAGGAAUUGAAAAAUGAGAAUCAUUAUUUGUUAUUGUAAUUGUUAUAUUAACUUUAAGAUAAAUAUUUUCUGAAAAUAUAUGAGAUGUAUCAGUAAAUAUUUAGGCAUAAUCUGUACAAUUAAGUUCUUAAUUUUUGUAAGAAAAGCUUUAAUACCAAAAUAUAUAUUUAACAAGAUCUUCCGUUGAAAGGUGACAAAGUAAAGUUAAAACAUAUUGAUAAUUAAGAGCCUUUCAAUCGAUUGUAUUAUUCCGAAUUAAUAUUUGUAGAUUAUCUAGUUAUGUAACAAAAAACCCAAAUAUUAUUUAAUAUAUAGUAAGUAUAUGUUUAAACAAUAUUAUAUGUUUAUGAAAAAAUGAGUAUGCAAACAAAAUGUUAUUUUGUUACUAAACUAUUGUAUGAUAUAUAGAUAUGUAAUUAUUUUAUUAAACAGGCACCAAAGGUAUUUAUAGAAACUCUUAUGUUUUUACGCCUUUAAUAGCUCAACUUAUUCAGAUAUAGCCGGUUAUAACGACCACAGACUUAUAACUUUAUAUGUCUUUCAAACACUGUUUAAUAAUUAGAAAACUAACAAAAUAUAUAUAAACAACCUUUAUAAAGUAUUAGGAAUCUAAUCCAGACUUUUAAGCUAAACAUCAUCUGUUGGUCUCAUUAUGUUAUAACUGGUUUUGUCUGUAAUUGUAUUGUGAUCCUAUUUACAUUCCUAGUGCCUUAAAUAUUGAGUGCCAUUUUCAUCUGUGCAAACUGAUCUGAAAAAAUGGAUCGUAGAAUUAAGAGAAAUUAUAUAUUGUGAUUGUUAA
Molecule: messenger RNA, 2899 nt
Organism: Pieris brassicae (large cabbage white)
Lineage: Eukaryota; Metazoa; Arthropoda; Insecta; Lepidoptera; Pieridae
Product: facilitated trehalose transporter Tret1-like
Exons: 4
Coding region: 267-1679 (470 amino acids)
Biological process (GO): transmembrane transport; carbohydrate transport
Cellular component (GO): membrane
Molecular function (GO): sugar transmembrane transporter activity
Source: RefSeq, a predicted model, not a curated record